AUGGGCGACGCUUCAGUCUUCAAAUACCCCUCUCCCUUGACCGGGUAUGAGAAUGCCCCACCAUUGCCAGACGAGAAGGCAGCAGAUGGGAAGAGUUAUGUGAAUCCCCCGUCGGAAAAGCUCAGCGAAGCAUAUGAGAAGUUUGUAGAUCCAUUGGAUCGAAGUCGGCGUGGUGGCUUCGACAUUCAUAUCUACUACCUACAAACAAACAAAACGCAGACCAAGUACGCCAAGGAACUGUGGGAGAGAAUCCGAAGAGAGUUCCCCGAACUACGAAUCUACAAGUUCUGGGAGGGACCAAUUGGACCUCAUCCGAUCGCUAUGUUUGAAGUCAACGUAUUCUCGCCCGCUCAGUUCGGUGCUUUCGUCGCGUGGCUUGCAGUUUGGAGAGGACCUCUGUCAGCUCUGAUUCACCCGAAUACUAUCCCCGAAGAGGGCGUGAAUCACUGGGCGUCGGAGAAGAGGGACCAUUUGGAGAGGGCCAUCUGGAUGGGGGAAAGACUUCCAUUGGAUGUUAGUCUUUUCAACAGAGAGGAUUAG
Messenger RNA from Fusarium subglutinans, 540 nucleotides. RefSeq names its product DOPA 4 5-dioxygenase. Lineage: Eukaryota; Fungi; Ascomycota; Sordariomycetes; Hypocreales; Nectriaceae. Bases 1 to 540 code for a protein of 179 amino acids. The transcript is spliced from 3 exons. The record is from RefSeq and is a predicted model, not a curated record.